CUCAGUCCUCAGAAUAACAUGCGUCUUAAUGGUGGUUAUCUGUCUCUUGGAUACAAGGGUAGACUCCAAUGAAAUAUUGGGCCUGAAGCUCCCCAACAUCGACCCAAUCCUGAAUGCCAACACCGUGUGUCUCACACUACCUGGGUUGACACGGCGCCAGCUGGAGGUGUGCAUGCGGAACCCAGACGUGACGGCUUCAGCAAUCCAGGGAAUCCAGAUUGCCAUCCAUGAGUGCCAGCACCAGUUCAGAGGGCACCGCUGGAACUGCUCCAGCCUGGAGACUCGGAACAAAAUACCCUACGACAGCAUAGUCUUUAAAAGAGGUUUCAGAGAGAGUGCCUUUGCGUAUGCCAUCGCAGCAGCAGGCGUGGUGCACGCAGUGGCCAACGCCUGCUCCAUGGGCAAACUGAAAGCAUGCAGCUGUGACGAGAAGCGACGUGGGGACGAGGAGGCCUUUCGUAUCAAACUGCACCGUUUGCAACUGGAGGCCAUCCACCGGGGGAAGGGUAUGGUACACGGUGUCAUGGAGCACUUCCCUGCCGACUUGCCGGGACCCCAGGACUCCUGGGAGUGGGGCGGCUGCAGCCCUGAUGUGGAAUUUGGCGAGAAGUUCUCGAGGGACUUCUUGGAUGCACGUGAAACCUACAAGGACAUCCAUGCCCGUAUGAGGCUGCAUAAUAACAGAGUUGGGAGACAGGUGGUGCUCGACCACAUGAGAAGGAAAUGCAAGUGCCACGGGACGUCGGGGAGCUGCCAGCUGAAGACCUGCUGGCAGGUCACCCCAGAGUUCCGGGUGGUGGGCUCAAUCCUCAAAGAGCGCUUCCACAUCGCCACGCUUAUCAAGGCUCACAACCGAAACACCGGGCAACUCGACCACUCCAACCACAACAACAACAACCACCACCACAACCACCAUAACCAUCACAAUCACCACCACCACCAUCAUCAGAACAACCACCACAAUCACCACCACCAUACACAUCGGCGGCGGCCAAGCAUCAACGAACUGGUCUACUUUGAAAAGUCGCCAGAUUUCUGCGAGCGGGAUCUGGGGUCGGACUCAAUGGGCACCCAGGGCCGGAUCUGCAACAAGACCAGCCCCGGCAUGGACAACUGUGAGAGCCUGUGCUGCGGGAGAGGCCACAACAUCCUGCAGCAGACACGGAGCGAGCGCUGCAACUGCAAGUUUCACUGGUGCUGCUACGUGGUGUGCGAAGAGUGCAGGAUAACCGAGUGGGUCAGUGUCUGUAAAUGAAGAAACACACACUAAAAGACUGUACACAAUAAAGAAAACAAAGAAAAAGAGACUUUAAAAAAAAAAAAAAUCAAGACUAUUAAUUUGAAAGGGGAAUAUGACUGUAAUAUAUGUGCCCCAGACCUUUUUGCGGUGGACUGCUUUUUUUUCCAAAAGAGCGAGGACAGAGUGUUAAAGCAGUUGAGCCAGCUGAAAGAUAGAUGUGCAUGCUGAUAGUGUUUGCACAUGCGGGAUAUGUCUAAAGCUGCCACAACUCAAAGAGCUUGGAUUUUUACUGGCUUCCUUUUGAGACAAAGGGACAUAAUUAUAUCAGAUAAAUAUCUGAAAGCUCUGAAUAUGACAUCUGGGCUCAAACAAACAACAAAAUAUUGUUGUUUCAACAGCGUAUGUUGAUUGACAUACAGCUGCAUGAGAUUCAGGUAAGCAAAGAGGAAGUUGAGAGUAAGCAUUAGAUUGCAUGCAGAAAGAAAAUAAUAUUGCUUCAUAGCACCAGCAGUAUAUAAAGUGGAAAGGCUGAUUUAAAAAAAAAAAAAAAAAAAAAAAACAAGAUAAACCUUUUCCCACAUCAGGAUUCACAAUGCACAGGAUUUAAUACAGCACAACACACCUGGAGCACUUAAGGAUUUAGUACCUUGUUUAAGGGCAGUUCAGAAGUUUCAAUGUUUAUAGCAACUAUCAUGUUACACCCAGAAAACUCAGCAGGGGAUUGUCUGGCUCAGCUGACACUUUGUAGAUGCAUCUGUCAGUGUUACUAUGUUGUAUGCAUAAUGUGUAGCCCUGCUAACAGUGAUCACACCCCUCAAGAAAUACAUUCACACAAGUCCCAGGUCAGACUGGGCUAUUUAAAGUAGAAGGUUCCAUUAUAGGGGCAAACUCUUAUUGGAGGACUUUACAGCAAUGAUGAAUCAGAGUCGAUCAAAAGACAGAUCUGAAAGUCUGAUUGUUGGUAAGAUUCCUAAUAUUGCACCCUUGCAACUGAAACCAUUUCCUUCCCUCUAAUACAGGGUGUUGAAAUAAAAUCCAAACAAAUUAGCUUCCAAUAGAGUAAGGACACACACUGGCCCUAUACACAAUAAGGUUCAUUUUGUAGCUUAUUGAGCUUGUACAGGUUUUUUUUUUAAAGUUUAUUACAGCCUACCUAAAACAGAGCACAGAUACAUUGUCCUUAAUUAUCCAAGAUGUCCCAUGUGUUGUCUGUGUUGUGUGUUUUGUAAUGUAAGAGGGCUGCCAGAGGACAGUGCACAGUAGACAGUCAUUUAACAACUACAGCUUUUAUCUUUGGCAUGUUCUGACCAGCAUUGUACAUAAAACUGAAAAAUUCUGCACAAAUAAUAGCAUCAAUAAAUUGACAGUGCCUCAGGAAACUGAGCGCACAUGAACAGGCUUUGGUUCCUCACACUAUAAACAUCCCAAGCUGCCAUCAAUCAAAGUGUUUCCUGUUUUGUGAUGCAAUGUAUUGUGUGCAACACUGUAAGCUUCUUUUGAUAUAUCUACACUCACCUUCACACUUUUUCUAUGUGUGAAAAUAAGGAUAUUCUGAUGUCAACUUCAAAGUAUAUACUAAAUAAAGUUAAUAUGGAAGUCUGCCUUUGCACAUUUUGAAGGUCAUACUUGGUUUCAAGAAACGUGUAUGAGUGUGAGGCUCCUUAUCAGACAGUGUAAUUUAUUUCACGCAAAUAUGUGUCUGUGUUGAAAGCAGAAAAAAAAUGAAUCUGGAAUUGUUUCCAGUUGACUAGAUUAUUUUGAUUCUGAUAAGAAGUUUGCACAUACAGAACUGUGUCCAGGAAAACUCUGGGAGAAAUCCGCAAUAUGUAUUUUUUUUUAUUGUCAUAAAUGUUA
This is a messenger RNA of Perca flavescens (yellow perch), 3094 nucleotides long. RefSeq names its product wingless-type MMTV integration site family, member 10a (gene wnt10a). Gene Ontology annotation, cellular component: extracellular region. The coding region runs from base 29 to 1255 and encodes 408 amino acids. Lineage: Eukaryota; Metazoa; Chordata; Actinopteri; Perciformes; Percidae. Gene Ontology annotation, biological process: multicellular organism development; cell fate commitment; neuron differentiation. The transcript is spliced from 4 exons. Gene Ontology annotation, molecular function: cytokine activity; frizzled binding. The record is from RefSeq and is a predicted model, not a curated record.